AUGUCUGAGAAGUUUAGUAUUCAUGAAAUUCUCAAAUCUAGUUUUGAUGCAGCAUUAUUGCCAGGAGCAAAAAUUAGAUCUCAUGAAACGGUGCCUGUCACAACAUUGACGGCAUCAUCACAAGCAGUUGGCAAUAAUGAUCUUACUUCACAUGGUCAUCCAGACUUAACACCAGUUGCUUCAAAGAUAACUCAGCACCUGAACUCACCUCUCUUGGAUAGAUUUGAAACUCAGACUACUUUGAAUCGUAUGUUAACAUUGAAUCCAAGCGAAAAUAAUCAUGACAACGCCUUCAAUAUAUUGAAUUCAACACAGACUAAGCAAUUUUUAGACAUAUUUUUGAAUCUAUCAAAACAAAAUAAUUAUAUUGACGACAAGAAUGAUAGUUCACACGAUAAAGAUAUGAAUCAGUUUAUUAAAAUAUUAAUAAAGUACAUAAAAGGCUGUAAUAUAACAAAUCCCCUAAUUAUAAAAUAUUUACUGCGUAUAUUUUCGAGUAAUCCAAAAGAUGUACUAAGUUUGUUGUCGAGAGAAAAUGUAAUUGAACCAAGACGCAUCGGACAUCCUUACCAAAGUAGAAUACCGAGAAAACGCAAAAAACCGAGAACAGCAUUUACACGGUAUCAAGUGUCAACUCUGGAAAGGAAAUUUAAUCAGCAGAAGUAUUUAGCUUCAACAGAAAGAAGUGAAUUAGCAAAUCUAUUGAAAAUGACAGAUGUACAAGUGAAAACUUGGUUUCAAAAUCGACGAACAAAAUGGAGGAGACAAACGAAUGAAGAACGUGAAGCGGAAUGGAAAGCUACUGGACGUCUUCUUAUAAGCUUGCAUUCUCAGCUGAACCGCUUUGCAGAUUCAAACAGUGAAUCACUGUACUGA
Molecule: messenger RNA, 876 nt
Organism: Trichobilharzia szidati
Lineage: Eukaryota; Metazoa; Platyhelminthes; Trematoda; Strigeidida; Schistosomatidae
Source: the annotation of a GenBank genome assembly